CCGGUCCCGAGUGAUUUCAUUCCUAUUUUGGCUAUUUUUUCAGCAUAACGGCAGAACAUAACGAAUAACAUGGUCUAUCGACCAAGCUCUGGCUACGCCGAGGUCCACUGGGUCUUACGGCGGCGGCGUUGGAGCCGGACUUGUCCAAAAGGCCGGCCGCUAACGUGGGCACCCCGCGUUAAGCAUAACACUACAGGCGGAUGACCCGAAAGUCCGACUAGACAAUACUGGUAAGCGGAGGGGUUUCCAGAAUACUACUUAGCUCGUUCGAUUUCCCACUCUUGACCGAUAUUUGUUCCUACCAAGUCACAACACCUUUCGACUGAAUCACACAGCAUACCCGACAGUUCACAGCGAGUGGCCGUGCUACCAAAUGGAUACUAGCAAGCUUAAGCCCAACGACAGCCGAGUGCGGCACGUCAACACUACCAUCCGAGGCAAGAAUGUGAGAUACAUUCUCGGUGAGCCUCAGGGCACCAAGAAGGACACAAUGGUUCUCGUUCACGGCUGGCCAGACAUGGCCUUUGGCUGGCGCAACCAGAUUCCUUACUUCAUGUCACUUGGCUACCAGGUAGUUGUUCCCGACAUGGUUGGCUAUGCCGGCACCGAUGCGCCUAUGGAGCUGGAGAAGUACAGCUUGAAGAGCGUUGCGGAGGAUAUCCGUGAGCUUGCUGCUCAAUUUGUUGGCGAGGACGGCCAGAUUAUCUUGGGCGGACACGACUGGGGAGGCAUGGUCGUCUGGCGAACUGCCCAGUGGUUCCCCAAGCUCAUCAAGGGAGUCUUCAGCGUCUGCACGCCAUUCGCCCAGAGCCAGCCGCAGUAUAUCCCUCUCGAGGCCAUCAUUGAAUCGGGCCACCUUCUCAACUUCCGAUACCAGCUUCAAUUGAUGGGAUCUGAAGCGCAGGAGAAGCUUCAAGGCCGAGACAAGAUGCGCCAGCUGCUCCUUGCUCUGUACGGUGCCCGUACCCCAGAGGGCGAGGUUGGAUUCUCAACACUGGAUGGCUUCUACUUCGACCGACUGGAUAGACUUGUCUCCACGCCAUUGCUACCCGAAGAAGAACUCGAAUACUACACCGAUCAGUACAUGUUGCGCGACGCCCCCCAGGCUCGCGGCCUGUUCAACUGGUACCGAACCCGCCCUAUCAACUUUGAAGAAGAGCGUCCGCUUGCCGAGGCCAACGCCAAGAUUGAGAUGCCAGCGCUCUUUAUUGGGGCAACGCAUGACGAUGCUCUGCCUCGUUCCAUGGGUGCUGCUAUGGGCCAGCACUUUACCAACCUUACGAGAACCGAGGUUGAGGCGUCUCAUUGGGCUUUGACGGAGGCUGCGGCUGCAGUCAACGCAGAUGUCACUGCCUGGUUGAAGAAGCAAUCUCUGUUGUAAUAGUUAAAAAAUAAGAGGAGGAUGAACCAAUGAAGGAUUUUGCAGUCAAGUUCUUUAAGUACCUUGUAAAUAAAUAAAAUACAUACUUCAGUCCAUUUCAAUACACAGCCGGACAGCGGGCCAGCAGUGGGCCAAGCCACUCGAAGCGAACAAAUGGGAAUGACGUAGGCUGAGCUUGUUUCGGUGAUCAGGUAACGUUUCGUAGUAGAGUCUGGUUGCUGCCGUAUAUUCGUACUGUUGGAGCCGUAGCACCGUUGCAGGGUGCAAACCUGCGACGGGGGCUAAAACGACGUAAUGCAAAAGUUGGCCUUGGGAGUCGAGGUGCUAUUUUUGGGUGGACGGGAAGGCUGCACUAACUGAGCAAGCUGGGAGCGGGAGUGGAUCACUGUUAGUGCGGUUGAACGAUUCGGAGAGGGACUGAGCGCUAACUAAGGCCAACGCGCGUUUGAUGAAAUUGAAUGGAGACGCUUGUUGAAUUCCUGAGGAACAAAAAAAAAUUGCCCGAGGCCAGUGCAGAAAAGAAGAGGGAGAGAGGGGAUAAUU
[Torrubiella] hemipterigena is the source of this 1924-nucleotide messenger RNA. Lineage: Eukaryota; Fungi; Ascomycota; Sordariomycetes; Hypocreales; Clavicipitaceae. The record is from the annotation of a GenBank genome assembly.